GCUUAAAAUUUCGAAAUAUAACAACAAAUAACGAAGACUAAUUAUUAAGGUCUUUCUAAUUAAACAGCCAAAAAACUAUUUUGAAUUUUCUUCGAACAAUUUCGACAUUGACGUAGGUUAAUGGGAUUAUUUUGUUAUAGAUUUUCGAAAUGUUUUCCAGACAUAUUUCUGCAGUUGUUGGUAUUUCAAGUUUUUGUCUUGGAAUAUGGAUGGAUAGAAAAUAUAGGGAAUUAAAUGCGUUGCAUAGUAUACCAGGAUUUAAAAUAUUUGAUGCAGUGUACGCUGAUGGCCUUGUGGCCAAUAAUCAGGAACUAAUUGUUAAUAACGAACAGCGAAUAUCUCAGAUCAUGAAAUAUGGAUUUCCGAGUUUGGAUAAUGUACGUUCGUAUAAGAAUUUUGUUCUUUCUUAUGAUCAAAGGAAUCGUAUACCCCAUUGGGUUCUAGAACAUCUCACACCAGAAAGCGUACAAUAUAAUCCUAAUGUAGAUAGAUCGUCAUGUGAAUUUUAUGAAGAUAACUCAUUUCAUGAGUUUUUUCGAGCUACAAAUAAAGAUUAUAAAAAUAGUGGUUUUGACCGUGGGCAUUUAGCAGCAGCUGGAAAUCAUAAAUCAAGUCUAGAGUUAAUAAAACAAACAUUUGUCUUGUCAAAUAUUGCUCCACAAGUUGGUAAAGGAUUCAACCGUUCAGCGUGGAAUAAUUUAGAAAAAUAUGUUAGAAAAAAAGCAAAACAUAAUAAAAAUGUUUAUAUUUGUUCAGGUCCACUUUUCUUGCCUAAAAAAGGAGAGGAUGGAAAAUUAUGGAUCAAAUAUCAAGUAAUUGGUGACAACCACGUUGCUGUACCUACUCAUUUUUAUAAAAUUGUUGUGACUGAAAGUACAGAAUCUAAAUUUUAUUUAGAAUGUUAUUUAAUGCCAAAUCAAGUGAUUCCUGACGACAUACCGUUAAAAGACUUUCAAAUGCCUUUGGAAGUAAUUGAACGUGCAUCAGGAUUACAAUUUUUUAAGCGUUUGACCCUUGAUAAAUUUACAAAACUUAAUUAAUUAUUAGAAUCAACAUCACUUAGUAUUUAACACUUAAAAUUAUGUGUGGCUUAAAUAUAGUAAUUGUAUGAAUCAUAAUAAAAUUAUAUUUUUACCUAUUUUUCUUCUAUGAGUUUCUAUCCACUUCAAAAGUUAGAUAUUAAAUUAGCAAUGACUUUCCUGUCAAGUGAUGCCCAAAAUAAAUUUUUUGUUUACUACUAAGUACUAAUUAUAAUUUUAUACCCUGUUGUAACCUCUAAAAUAACUUGAAAACAAAACAACUUUUUUUUGUACAGAUCUAGUUGUCGCCCUCCAAGAAAGUAUCGUCCCACCACUCAGGUUUAGUUGACGCUUGCGACUUAUACCUCUUGUAUUUUCAAUGUUCCAAUCAUUUUUUAUAAAAUGUUUAUACUACAAAUAAAAAAGGUACGAUAACUAUAA
Myzus persicae (green peach aphid) is the source of this 1460-nucleotide messenger RNA. RefSeq names its product endonuclease G, mitochondrial-like. Gene Ontology annotation, cellular component: nucleus; mitochondrial inner membrane. The record is from RefSeq and is a predicted model, not a curated record. NCBI's taxonomy places the organism in Eukaryota, Metazoa, Arthropoda, Insecta, Hemiptera, Aphididae. Gene Ontology annotation, molecular function: single-stranded DNA endonuclease activity; metal ion binding; RNA endonuclease activity. Bases 150 to 1040 code for a protein of 296 amino acids. Gene Ontology annotation, biological process: apoptotic DNA fragmentation. The transcript has 5 exons.